AUGCACGAGUGUUUAAAACAAAACCUUUAUUACGUGCAAACAAACAACAUUAACGUGACGAACAGGGUCGGAUUUAAGAGAGGGCAGAAACACAGUAGAAACAAAAGACAAAAAAGAAAUAGCCAAAACAACCUGUUCUCACAGUUCAGCACCAACAACAACAGACUCAAGAAACAUAAAACAUCAAGCUCACAAGACGAACUCUUGCAAACGAUCACAAAUCAAAAUAAGCGCAAAUGCACCAGGGUUGCCUUCACGCUGCAGUUCAACGUCCGCCGGAUUGUCCUGUUGAGAUCUGCAGUUCAAAGAGAUGACGAUCCAACAACACCAUCCAUCGAUGUAUUCCAAUUUCCAACUAUGAUUUUAUUUAUUAUUAGAAGAUUAUAG
This is a messenger RNA of Helobdella robusta, 387 nucleotides long. RefSeq lists its product as hypothetical. The transcript has 3 exons. The coding region runs from base 1 to 387 and encodes 128 amino acids. Lineage: Eukaryota; Metazoa; Annelida; Clitellata; Rhynchobdellida; Glossiphoniidae. The record is from RefSeq and is a predicted model, not a curated record.